Culicoides brevitarsis is the source of this 1101-nucleotide messenger RNA. RefSeq lists its product as uncharacterized. Gene Ontology annotation, biological process: lipid metabolic process. Gene Ontology annotation, cellular component: membrane. The transcript has 6 exons. The coding region runs from base 1 to 1101 and encodes 366 amino acids. The record is from RefSeq and is a predicted model, not a curated record. Gene Ontology annotation, molecular function: oxidoreductase activity, acting on the CH-CH group of donors. NCBI's taxonomy places the organism in Eukaryota, Metazoa, Arthropoda, Insecta, Diptera, Ceratopogonidae.
AUGGCAGUCGACGUUCUGGAUGCCGAUCACUUUGCGAUUAGCGCAAUUACCGUGGUCUCCCUGCAAAUUAUCUUCUUUCUGAUAGCGGCUGUGUUUCAACUUGACAAAAUUGCGGAUUUUGCCAGCGGAUUCAAUUUUAUGGUUGUCGCGAUUUUGACUUUUACCUUAAGUCAGGUUGAUCGAAGUACGAAGGCGUUUGAUUCGCGCCAACUAAUGGUCACUGCCUUUGUGUGUCUAUGGGGCUUUCGGCUCUCGACGUAUUUAUUAUAUCGGGUCUUCAAAUGUGGUAGAGACAAGAAAUUUGAGGAUAAUCGGAAGAAUGUUCUUCGUUACGCCAUAUUUUGGACCUUUCAAGCUGUUUGGGUGUUAAUUGUCUCCCUGCCCGUAAUAAUCAUCAAUUCUCCGCGUCACAUGAUCCCAUUAGCGCCAAAAACAAUGACGCCCUUCGAUUCUACCGGCACAGGAAUGUUCUUUUGUGGCUUGCUUAUCGAAACAUAUGCCGACCUACAAAAGUUUUCGUUUCGCUCAGAUCCCAAAAAUGCCGGAAAGUUCUGCAACGACGGUUUAUGGGGAAUGUCAAGGCAUCCAAACUACUUUGGCGAAAUCAUAUUAUGGUGGGGUAUUUUUGUCAUUUCCAUCAACGUGAUCAAAGGAUAUGAAUGGAUUGCAAUUUUAUCGCCGCUGUUCACGACUUUUAUUAUUCUUUUCUUGUCUGGAAUUCCCGUUCAAGAAAAAUCGUCUGAUGAGAGAUAUCGAGAUCACUCUGAUUAUCGAAAAUACAAGCAAUCUGUAUCGCCCUUGAUUCCCAUUCCUCCCGCCAUUUACGAAGAAGUGCCGCGCGGCAUGAAAUUCAUCAUUUGCUGCGAAUUCCCGUUCUACAAUUCGCUCGGAAAGUCCCGUCAUGAAACGCAAAAAGUGACUGGUACCUCGAAUACCAGUCACAAAUCACGUCGCACGGGAAGUCAUUAUAGCCAUCAUGGCGCUGGAGGAUCGGGCUACGAUAAACGCAGUCGACACAGCGUCGAGGAAAUUCUCGCUGACGAAAGGUGUCUCGAUACGCGUUACGGUGCAAGCGCAUCCAGUCAAGUAACUAUUUUGUGA